Molecule: messenger RNA, 1046 nt
Organism: Tarenaya hassleriana
Lineage: Eukaryota; Viridiplantae; Streptophyta; Magnoliopsida; Brassicales; Cleomaceae
Product: agamous-like MADS-box protein AGL1
Exons: 8
Coding region: 147-935 (262 amino acids)
Biological process (GO): positive regulation of transcription by RNA polymerase II
Cellular component (GO): nucleus
Molecular function (GO): RNA polymerase II cis-regulatory region sequence-specific DNA binding; protein dimerization activity; DNA-binding transcription factor activity, RNA polymerase II-specific
Source: RefSeq, a predicted model, not a curated record
CUCCUAUAAAUACCCAUCAGCAGCUCGAACAACCCUCCUCCUGUUUUCUGCAAGAGGGCUUUAAUGUCUUUCAAGCAUUAUUCCUUCAUGAGAAAUUUUUAAAACCAAAACGGAAAAAAGAGGGUUUACGUUUUCAAGAAAAGCGGAUGCAGCAGUUAAGUGUUGGAGAUAAAGUCAUGAACAUGGAGAUGGCGAAGAACGAAGCAGAGAGCAGCAAUAACACGAAGAAGAUAGGGAGAGGGAAGAUAGAGAUAAAGAGGAUAGAGAACACUACGAAUCGACAGGUCACUUUCUGCAAGAGACGAAACGGUCUUCUCAAGAAAGCUUAUGAGCUCUCCGUGUUGUGCGAAGCCGAGGUUGCCCUCAUCAUCUUCUCCAGCCGCGGCCGUCUCUACGAGUACGCCAACAGCAGUGUGAGAGGCACGAUUGAAAGGUACAAGAAAGCCUCCUCUGACGCCGUCAAUCCACCUUCCGUCAACGAAAUCAAUACCCAGUACUAUCAGCAAGAGGCGUCGAAGCUUCGUAGGCAGAUUCGGGACAUUCAGAACAUGAACAGGAACAUUCUGGGCGAAUCUCUCGGUUCAUUGAACUUCAAGGAUCUCAAGAACCUUGAAUCGCGGCUGGAGAAAGGGAUCGCCCGCAUUCGUUCCAAGAAGAACGAGCUGUUGUUGUCGGAGAUAGAGUACAUGCAGAAGAGGGUAACGUUUCUUCCUUCCCAAGGAAACGAGCUGCAAAGCGAAACCUUUUUUCUCAGGGAGAAGAUAGCAGAAAACGAGAGAUUCCAGCAGGAGCAGGAGCAGCAGCAGCAGCAGCAAGGAGCGGUGUAUGAGUCACAUGAGUCGCAACAGUAUAACCGGAGCUACAUCCCGGUUAACCUCCUCGAGCCUAAUCAGCAAUUCUCCGGCCAGGACCAACCCCCUCUCCAGCUCGUCUAAGCCCUCAUCCUCCCCCCUGAGACGAUAUAUAUAUAUAUAUAUAUUCAUAUAUGUGUGCAUGUAUAUCUCCCGGUUGGACAAUGGAGAAGUAACAUCCAGCUUUUGAAUCUC